UGGAGGGUAGCGCUAGCGGAGCGGAGGUUAUCAGCGCGAGGAGUUUCUUCAGCUUUAAUUGUUUAGUCUGUAAUAGUGUGUAUUUAGAUCCGCGCCAUGGCCGGAAUUAAAGCUCUGAUCAGCCUGUCGUUUGGAGGAGCCAUCGGCCUGAUGUUCCUCAUGCUGGGCUGUGCUUUACCUGUCUACAAUGCGUACUGGCCGCUGUUCCUGCUCUUCUUCUACAUCCUCUGUCCGCUCCCGCACUGCAUCUCUCGGCGUGUGGUGGAGGACUCAGACUCGGCCAGUAACGCCUGUAAGGAGCUGGCUGUGUUCCUGACCACAGGCAUCGUGGUGUCGGCGUUCGGCCUGCCCAUCAUCUUCGCCCGCGCCGCCGUGAUUGCGUGGGGAGCGUGUGCUCUGGUGCUGACGGGAAACAUCGUGAUCUUCGCCACCAUCCUGGGCUUCUUCCUGGUGUUCGGCUCCAAUGAUGACUUCAGCUGGCAGCAGUGGUGAAGCAGACCGACUCUCUCCAUCUUUAUUUAUACCCGCCGCCAUCCAUACAUGCAGGAAUCAGUGCAAUAAUUCUGUUAGACGCGUCUGCUCUGUUGCUUUCCUUUCUCGCGCUCCAUGAGUUCAGGUGGUCGAGCGAAAACACUGGCCGAAACAUCAGCGCUGUCAUCUUCAGAGUCUGACUUCAAUCUGUUACUGCUCUGCUUUUUAUUUUUAUUCUCAAUUUAUUUAUUCGUUACGUUUCUGUUCUGUUCUAUUAAACGUCACAUUGUAAGAUGAAGGUUAUUAUGGUUGACUUCAGCGAUGUUUGUUUUUUUAUAGUGAUGUGAAAUUUCCAGCCCAAUCUCACCAGGACAUGGAGCUAUUUUACACGUUGUCAGAAAUGUGGCUGAUUCGAUACAAAUAUGGUUAUAUUGGUAUACAAACGUGCGAUUUAGAAAAGGAGGCGUGACACUAAACCUGGCUAAUUCGUACACAUUCCAUAUGAUUAUAUUGGUAUAAAUGUGUACGAUUUAUAAAAUGCCUGGCCCCAAUCGAGGCUAAUUCAUAUAAAUUCCAUACAAUUGGUGUAAAAACAUGCGAUUUAUAAAAAGAGAUGUGGCACCAGAUGUGGCUAAUUCGUACAAAUUCCAUACAAUUAUAUUGCUAUAAAAACGUUCAAUUUAUAAAAGGAGCUGCGGUACCAAACUUAGUUAAUUGGUACAAAUUCCUUAUGAUUAUAUUCGUAUUAUUGUGUACGAUUUAUAAAAUGUGUGGUACCAAACGUGGCUAAUUCGUACAAAUUCCAUACGAUUAUAUUGAUAUAAAAAUAAGCGAUUUAUAAAAGGAGGCGUAGCACCAAACAAGGCUAAUUCAUACCAAUCUCUUACGAUUAUAUUCGUAUGAAUGUGUAUGAUCUAUAAAAGGAGACGUGGCACCAAACUUAGCUAAUUAGUACAAAUUCCUUAAGAUUUUAUUCGUAUUAUUGUGUACGAUUUAUAAAAUGUCUGCACCAACGUGGCUAAUUCGUACAAAUUCCAUACGAUUAUAUUACUAUAAAAAUAAGCGAUUUAUAAAAGGAGGUAUGGCACCAAACUUGGCUAAUUAAUACAAACUUCUUAUGACUAUAUUUAUAUCAAUGUGCACGAUUUGUAAAAGGAGGCGUGGCACCAAACGUGGCUAAUUCGUACUAAUUCCAUACGAUUAUAUUGCUAUAAAAAUAAGCGAUUUAUAAAAGGAGCUGUGGCACCAAAUUUGGCUAAUUAAUACAAACUCCUUAUGACUAUAUUCAUAUUAAUAUGUACGAUUUCUAGAAGGAGGCGUGGCACCAAACAUGGCUAAUUCGUACACAUUCCAUAUGAUUAUAUUGGUAUAAAAAUGUACUAUUUUAAAAAAGAGGCGUGGCACCAAACUCCACCCCUAACCUACCCCUCAUUGGGGGAUGGGCAAAUCGUAUUAAAAUGUAAGAAUGAGAUACAAAUAAAUUAGACGCUAAAUUAAAAAAAAAAGUCACAUUGUUGUGAGAUUGUACAUUUUCCAGAGCUCUUUCCUUUGACUGUUAGGUGAAAACUGAGUAAAUAAAUCUAUCAGAUGCAGGUAAUUUUUGUUGAAAGUAUGUAGACUAGCUCCUAAUCGUCAUUUAAGGUGUGAGUUUAUUAAUAAACACCAGAGUUUCUUUCAGUCUCUCCGCAACUAAUCAUGACGCAGUUGGUCUGACCGUUUAAAGUCAACAUGAAACCAGUUUUCAAUGAUUCAUCAGUGCAUAUUAUUAAAAUAUAAACUCUAGAGUUGGCCUUCAUGUUGUGUACUAUAUUUUAAAGUGUGUUUCUGUACAUGCAGUCAAUGCUAAAGUCAAGUCUCGUCAUUCACUGGUGUGAUGCUGAAGAUCACACAGACUCCUCGUAUAGAGGUGUAAUGGCUUAUCAGGCUGUUUCAUGUGGACUUUAACGCUUCUGUUAUUUUAUAUCUCUCUGUCGGUGCAGAAACGGCACUAGUAACAUUGUUUCCUCUUAUUGUUUUUUUAAAAAUAAAUACCAUUUUUGAAAAAACAAA
Danio aesculapii is the source of this 2520-nucleotide messenger RNA. RefSeq names its product leptin receptor overlapping transcript like 1 (gene leprotl1). The record is from RefSeq and is a predicted model, not a curated record. The transcript is spliced from 4 exons. Gene Ontology annotation, biological process: negative regulation of growth hormone receptor signaling pathway; late endosome to vacuole transport via multivesicular body sorting pathway. NCBI's taxonomy places the organism in Eukaryota, Metazoa, Chordata, Actinopteri, Cypriniformes, Danionidae. Gene Ontology annotation, cellular component: endosome. Bases 97 to 492 code for a protein of 131 amino acids.